Molecule: messenger RNA, 934 nt
Organism: Rhipicephalus microplus (southern cattle tick)
Lineage: Eukaryota; Metazoa; Arthropoda; Arachnida; Ixodida; Ixodidae
Product: pancreatic triacylglycerol lipase
Biological process (GO): lipid catabolic process
Molecular function (GO): lipase activity
Source: RefSeq, a predicted model, not a curated record
CAACAACGAAAGACGAUAGAGCUACUGCAGGAGGAGCCUGUCUGUUACACCGACGUCGGUUGCUUUUCCCGGCGGGACCGCAUGACCCAUCCGAUAGCUCUGCCCCAGGACCCACGAGACGUGGGCACGCAGUUCCACGUGUACAGCCGGCGCAACAACGACAUUCCGACAGUGUUUAUGGAAACAGGGCCGAAAUCGAUCGCUUCCUAUGCUCAUAUAUUCCGGGAACCGAGGAAACUGGUGGUCCUCAUACACGGAUUCACGCAGUCCGUAGGUUCUCGGUGGCUCCAUUACACCAAGGAGGCUCUGCUCAAGAAGGAGGACGCCAACGUCAUACUGGUCGACUGGGCUAACGGCUGUCGCGCCCCGCACUACUUUGCGGCGGUGGGCAACAGCGCACUCAUCGGGCGCCAAGUGUCACUGGCACUGCAAUCAUUGGUGCACCAGUUUCCCGAAGCUGUGGAUCCGGCCAACAUACACGUAAUCGGCUUUAGCCUAGGCGGCCAAGCGUGUGGCUUCUGCGGCCGCCACUUUCUCAACACGACCGGACGCAGUUUGGGCCGCAUCACUGCUCUAGAUCCGGCUGGACCUCUCUUUGAGGAGAGCGAUGUCCACGUGAGCACGGCGGAUGCGAACUUCGUCGACAUCAUCCGCACCAGUUACGGGUGGAAUGUGCUCGAGGGGGACCUUGGCAUGCAGACUACCGCCGGCCACUUGGACUUUUAUCCCGAUUUCCAGCAAAGGCAACCUGGUUGGGACACUUUUAGUCUUUCAUGCCGUCACCGUAGGGCGCACAUAUAUUUUGUCGAAUCCCUCCUGAAUGAAGCAUGCAAGUUUGUGUCCACUGCAUGCCAGCCGGAUGCUACCGACCCACGAUGUGACCAACUUCCCAGGGGCGAAAUGGGCUACGAGAGCGAAAAUGCUGGUGGACGUU